ACAAGGAGCAGGCACGCCGGGGGUGACAAAACAAAAGCACAAGCUUCCGUGUUGAUUGCGCGUAGGUUGUUGCUGUCGUUGAUGAUCUCCAAAUAAUAACCUGCCUUUUAAAGCCCUUUCUAGUUCACCCGCGCCUCCCUCAAUCCCUCACUCUCUCCAUUUUAGCUUUCUCUCGAACCUCUUCCUGGAUCCCACCUCGAGCCCACCACUGUUUCGCUGCACCGUCUUCAUUUUCGCUUCCUAAGGUCUCUCUUGGAAGAGGCAUAUAUAUUCAUGAAGCUUUGAGGAAAAGAUUUUACCGCACCUAUAACUCUGGCCGACAAUCUAGAUACAUCUUCGCCGGCCGGUGCAGGCGUUGGUCCUUCGUUCGCCGGUUCUCAAUUUAUCUCGCUCUGGGUCCUGCAUCUUGUGCUGCGUCUUCCCACUGAUUAUGGCUAACUUUUGAUGUUGGGUCCAAUGUGAUGUCUAAACUCUCCGCCAAUCCCUGUGUUGUGGCUAAACUAUGAAAUGAACAAGCGGAGAUGUGAGCGGCAAUAUUGAUUGAACUGAGAAGAUUUUGUGAUCAUUUUAACCUCUGCAAUGGCCAUGUGUAGAUGUUUCUCUGUUUUCACUGCGAAGAAGAAUGCGAACAAGGUGAAAGGACAAGCUUCGAAAGGGGGACUUGAAACUCUGCAUGUCAAAAUAGACCAGCCAGGAAUAUCAUCGGAGACUGAUGAGUUGAAGGCGGCAACCUUUGAUGUUACAGCAACCCGUGGGAUCCAGAAAAAUUCAAGGUGCAAUGUGAGGGUCAUGAAUCUUGACAGUCCUGUGAAGGAUGCUGAGGAAGCUUAUGAAGGGGAGGAUGAGCAUGAAGAUUCAACCUCAAUCAAGAGGGAACUGUCUGACAUGGAUCUCCAAAGCCACGCAAAUGAAACCAUUGCCAGCAAAGGAGGAUUUGAACCAAGAGAUGACGAGAUAAGUUUUCCCAUAUUAUACGAAACUCAAGUUAAUGAUCAAUUCGAAGACAAGAAUGAUAAAGAGAGUCACAAGAGUAUUGAUAUGAUCCAAAGUGGACAUGUCAGCGAUCCUGGGGUUGGCAGGGCUGUCUUCUGGGCUUCUCCAAAACUCAAGCGCUCCUGCUCUGACCUGGAAAGAAGGGAUGUGUUUAGGAAUAUGACUCGUCAAUUGCCUCAUUCUACCUCUCAGUCCUACGAAGAUUUGCAGGGAUUAUCAGAAAACCCGAUCGACUGCUUUGAAAGCCCCAAGUCAGUAAUGACUCAUUGCAGUGCCGAUAGAGUGAUGUUGAAAAAGCAUUCGUCAAGUCAAGUUCUCCCUUCCAGAAGUAGAAGACUGUGGUGGAAAUUGUUCUUGUGGAGCCACAGGAAUAUACACAGACCUUGGUUUAGCAAAUCAACACAAUUACUUCCUGCUAACGCUGGUGUCGCUGCCGCUUCAAAUAGACAAUGUGGCUAUUCUUCGGACAUCCUUGAACCAAAACAAGGUAGGGAAACAGAAAAUGAGGAAUCACCUGGAUCAUAUACGGGUGAAUCUUUUGUCAAACUCUCUAUUGAGGAACAUAGCGAUAACCAAUGGUGGGGGAGAUUUCACAUUGGAGAAUCAAGCAUGUGGCCUCAAAACCAGUGGGUUGCUUUCUCAACAGAAUCAUCACCGUUCGCAAGAGUGGACGAGUGGGUGAAAGAUCUAGAAACCCAAGAACCACUUCCAGUGGAUGGUGAUGAUGACAAUGAGAGAAGCAUUGUCUACCCAACAUCUCCUGACACCGGUAGAUCGGUAGCCAGAAGCACAGCUCGAUAUCCAAGUGCCAAUCUGUCAAAGGAGAUUUUGUAUGCUAAUAGCAUCGUCCAGUCUCUGAAUCCAACCUCAUCUGCAGCUCACAUUACGGGUAUCGGUUUGAAUGCCAUUCCUGCUAUUUCACACUUCUCUGGUCUCCGCACUGUCAAUCUGUCCAGCAAUUUCAUAGUUCACAUCACGCCAGGAUUGCUUCCAAAGGGUCUUCACACUCUCAACUUGUCAAGAAACAAGAUUAGUACCAUUGAGGGACUCAGAGAAUUAACACGUUUGCGGGUGCUUGACCUCAGUUACAAUCGCAUCUCAAGAAUUGGACAGGGGUUGUCGAACUGUACACUCAUCAAAGAGUUAUACCUUGCGGGGAACAAGAUAAGCGAUUCUGAGGGUCUUCACAGGCUGCUAAAAUUAACUGUUUUGGACCUGAGCUUCAACAAGAUCACAACAACAAAAUCGUUAGGCCAGCUUGUGGCUAACUUCAACUCACUGCAGGCUCUGAAUCUUCUAGGAAAUCCAAUUCAGAGCAAUAUUAGCGAGGAGCAGCUGAGGAAAGCAGUGUGUGGUCUUCUUCCAAAGCUAGUUUACCUGAACAAGCAAUCCAUCAAACCUCAGAGGGCACGAGAAAUACUCAUAGACAGUGUGGCCAAAGCUGCACUUGCGAACAGCAGUAGAAGCUCUCACAGAAGAGCACUCAAGAGAGGUGGGCAAGGAUCGCUUUCCUCCUCCAGAAGCAGUGCGAGUGUUGUUCAUAGAAGUAAGAACAGGUCAAGGAGCCGAACUCCCAGUAAUCAGGUGCCCGCCAAAGGAACAACUCGUUAGAAUAAAAAAUUCUUAUCUUGGUUGUUUGUAAUGUUUACUGGACUUGACCAUGAAGUGGAGCCGCAACAAUCUACCAUGUUUAAUUAAAACUUCUGGGAUUGGGUCUGUAAGUUUUUUUUUUUCCCCAGAUAGGAUACUUGCUAUCUAAGUGGGCGUUGAAAGUCUCCUUGUUGAUAAUUUGAUGUGAAGUGGCCUUUGAAGUUUGAA
This is a messenger RNA of Prosopis cineraria, 2811 nucleotides long. RefSeq lists its product as uncharacterized. Gene Ontology annotation, cellular component: cytoplasm. Gene Ontology annotation, molecular function: protein kinase binding. The record is from RefSeq and is a predicted model, not a curated record. NCBI's taxonomy places the organism in Eukaryota, Viridiplantae, Streptophyta, Magnoliopsida, Fabales, Fabaceae. The transcript is spliced from 5 exons. The coding region runs from base 580 to 2604 and encodes 674 amino acids.